Molecule: messenger RNA, 2534 nt
Organism: Pteronotus mesoamericanus
Lineage: Eukaryota; Metazoa; Chordata; Mammalia; Chiroptera; Mormoopidae
Gene: WDR5
Product: WD repeat domain 5
Exons: 14
Coding region: 221-1225 (334 amino acids)
Biological process (GO): transcription initiation at RNA polymerase II promoter
Cellular component (GO): transcription factor TFIID complex
Molecular function (GO): RNA polymerase II general transcription initiation factor activity; protein binding
Source: RefSeq, a predicted model, not a curated record
ACGCGCACUGCGGCUCCGCGCCGCCUCGUCGAGCUCGGCCCGGCUCCCGCCCAGGCGGCGGCCAGCGCGACUCCCGGAGCGCCCGCUCUCGCCCGCCACGGCUCGGGAGGUGUCCCACUGGAGGUUUCGGUGAGUAGAGAGUCCGUCCCACUGUGAGCCUUCUGUCUGAGCUGCGGACCUCUUACCUGGUCUCCUGCCCUGCCCGGUGGGCCUCAGAGCCAUGGCGACGGAGGAGAAGAAGCCGGAGACGGAGGCGGCCAGAGCACAGCCCACCCCUUCGUCCUCGGCCACGCAGAGCAAGCCCACCCCUGUUAAACCGAACUACGCUCUGAAGUUCACGCUGGCCGGCCACACGAAGGCCGUGUCCUCCGUCAAGUUCAGCCCCAACGGGGAGUGGCUGGCGAGUUCGUCUGCAGAUAAACUCAUUAAAAUCUGGGGCGCCUACGACGGGAAAUUUGAGAAAACCAUCUCCGGUCACAAGCUGGGAAUAUCGGAUGUAGCCUGGUCGUCGGAUUCUAACCUCCUUGUUUCUGCCUCAGAUGACAAAACCCUAAAGAUAUGGGACGUGAGCUCGGGAAAGUGUCUGAAAACCCUGAAGGGACACAGUAACUAUGUCUUUUGCUGCAACUUCAACCCACAGUCCAACCUCAUUGUCUCAGGCUCUUUCGAUGAGAGCGUGAGGAUAUGGGACGUGAAGACGGGGAAGUGUCUCAAGACCCUGCCGGCGCACUCGGACCCCGUCUCGGCCGUUCAUUUCAAUCGCGAUGGGUCCCUGAUCGUGUCCAGCAGCUACGACGGGCUCUGCCGGAUCUGGGACACCGCCUCGGGCCAGUGCCUGAAGACGCUGAUCGAUGAUGACAACCCCCCGGUGUCCUUCGUGAAGUUCUCUCCCAACGGCAAGUACAUCCUGGCUGCGACCUUGGACAACACGCUGAAGCUCUGGGACUACAGCAAAGGGAAGUGCCUGAAGACGUACACUGGGCACAAGAACGAGAAGUACUGCAUCUUCGCGAACUUCUCCGUCACCGGCGGGAAGUGGAUUGUGUCGGGCUCGGAGGACAACCUGGUGUACAUCUGGAACCUUCAGACGAAGGAGAUUGUACAGAAACUGCAGGGCCACACAGACGUUGUGAUCUCGACGGCGUGCCACCCGACAGAGAACAUCAUCGCCUCGGCCGCCCUGGAGAACGACAAGACCAUCAAGCUCUGGAAGAGCGACUGCUAGGUCCGGGCCCGGGGCCGCCGGGAGGCCGCGCGCUGGCGCGGAGCGAGCAGCGAGGUGUUGGGGGCUCCCGGUCCAGCCGGGCAUCGGGGGGCCUGGACUUAAGCCGCGUCUGAAGACGAUGGGCGGAGGGGAAGUGUUACCAUCAGAAAGUUCUAGAAGGGGACGUUUCUUGCCGGUUCCUCUCACACUGUCUGGGGAAGAGUUCCUAGUCUGUAUUGUGUUCAGUCAACGAAAAUUUUAAUUUUUUAUUACAAAAGGGUGAGGUGAAGUUCAGUUUAUCAAGAGUUGUGUUUUUUUCCCGUAAACGUUCUGUACUGUUCUCGAUGUUUUAUUGCCCAGUGCAAGUGCUGUGACCCGUUGCCACUCGGCCGCUCCCGGCCGCCCCUGCAGGGCCCCCGGUCUGCCCAGCACACGCUGCCACGAGACAGUCCCCCUGCCACCGUCCCUGCCGUGGGGGCUCCUCGUGGGAGACGGCGCCGUGUGAGAUCGCUCCCUGGUCGGGUCCCUGCCGCCGUGGCGGCGUCACUGUGGGCCCAGCUGCCACAGGGGGCUCUGCCUGGCGUGGCGGCUGGGCGCUCGGACGCCUGUUCCCACUGCUUUUGUGUGACAGUCUCCUGGUUGGCAGGAUGUGGAAGGACUUCGUCAAGGACAGGUUCCCCCAGGGACGCGGCGUUCUGCCCUUGUCCUCCAGAAGCCUGGAGCUGCUGGGGACGUGCUCUCGGGCGGGGGCUGGGGGGGUCAUCACUGAAACGGAGCUGCGGGCCCUGAAACACUCUCCUGGAUGGUGCAGGUGCUCUGGGGCGGCCAGGGGACCGGGCCUUGGGGCCUCGUUCCCGGCUCAGGCUCCGGCCUGUGGGGUACAGGCUGGCGGCCGCCUGAGGCCCGGCAGGCCUGUUGGGGUCCCUGGCAGUCUGUGGGCCGCGCCACACAGGUUGCUGGGGGCACCGUCCUGGUCUGCAGUGGUGGGCACGGGGCUGGGACCGCAGGGCACCGUGGUGUGUGGCUGGUGCCAGCCCCCGGGGGCCCUCGUGUGGAGCGAGGGCUCCCCUGGGGUGCGCGCCCCGUCUGCCAGCUCCCAGGCCUCUGGGGGAGGCACAGCCUCGAGCCCCGGCUCUGGGUUCUGAACGGCACCAGGUGGUAGGCAAAGCCUCUGGCCCCCUGUUGGACGGGUGGGCAGGGCAGUGGGGGCUGCCCUCAGACCAGUUUCCUGGGGCCCUCUGGCCGCUGUCGCAGGGGAGCAUGGCAGUCCCGAAGGCCUCUGGGACCCACUCCCCGCGGGGCAGGUGCCGCAGGGUCGCCCGCGGGCGGC